AUGACGGACGGCACGGUAAAUAGAUUAGUUCUCGACGAGUUGGAAUAUGACAUUGAUGCUAUGCGUGAAGAGCUUAUGAAAUACCUUUCAUCCAUUAAUGAUGAGCAGAAAAAAGUGUUCAAUGAUAUCAUGGAUGCUGUUACAAAUGACAGAGGUGGACUGUUCUUUCUUUAUAGGCAUGAAGGAACGGGAAAGACUUUCAUAUGGAAAACUCUAUCGGCUGAUAUCCGUUCAAAAGGAGAAAUAGUUAUAAAUGUUUUUUCCAGUUGUAUUGCUUCGCUUCUACUUCCAGGGGGCAGAACUGCUCAUUCCAUAUUUGGACUGCCAAUAAUUGUACAUGAGAGCUCCACAUGCAGCAUCAAACAACAGAGCCCACAGGCAGAGUUGUUGUCUAGAGCACAGCUAAUCAUAUGGGACGAGGCACCGAUGAUGCACAGGUAUUGUUUCGAAGCACUCGACAAAACAAUGAAAUCUAUACUUGAUUCAUAUAUGCCAUUCCGAGGCAAGGUUGUAGUGUUUGGAGGGGACUUUCGGCAAAUUCUGCCAGUUGUGUUGAAAGCAUCGAGACAAGACAUUGUUCAUGCUACAAUCAAUUCAUCACCGUUGUGGAGACAAUGCAAGGUUAUGAAGUUAAACAAGAACAUGAGACUUGAGUCGUCCUCCUCUUCCGCCAACGCAGAUGAAAUAAGAACAUUUGCGAACUGGAUAUUGAGAAUCGGCAAUGGCGAUGCUGGCGAGAUAAAUGACGGUGAUGCCACAAUUGAAAUUUCCCGAUGA
Erythranthe guttata (spotted monkey flower) is the source of this 777-nucleotide messenger RNA. The record is from RefSeq and is a predicted model, not a curated record. Lineage: Eukaryota; Viridiplantae; Streptophyta; Magnoliopsida; Lamiales; Phrymaceae.